Melanotaenia boesemani (Boeseman's rainbowfish) is the source of this 2729-nucleotide messenger RNA. RefSeq names its product actin-related protein 2-B. Gene Ontology annotation, molecular function: actin filament binding. The coding region runs from base 96 to 1280 and encodes 394 amino acids. Gene Ontology annotation, cellular component: actin cortical patch; Arp2/3 protein complex. Gene Ontology annotation, biological process: Arp2/3 complex-mediated actin nucleation. The transcript is spliced from 9 exons. NCBI's taxonomy places the organism in Eukaryota, Metazoa, Chordata, Actinopteri, Atheriniformes, Melanotaeniidae. The record is from RefSeq and is a predicted model, not a curated record.
CCUUCCCUUCCUCCUCUCGGCCGGGUUGGUGUGUCUUCCUUCCGGCUUGCUGAAGAAAGUUGAGGGAGGUUCAGCGGUAACUGGGGCUUUACACAAUGGACAGCCAGGGAAGGAAAGUGGUGGUCUGUGACAAUGGAACCGGAUUUGUCAAGUGCGGCUAUGCAGGCUCCAACUUCCCAGAGCACAUCUUCCCUGCGCUUGUUGGGAGGCCCAUCAUUCGCUCAACAGCCAAAGUGGGAAACAUUGAGAUCAAGGACCUGAUGGUGGGAGAUGAGGCCAGUGAACUGCGCUCCAUGCUGGAGGUGAACUACCCCAUGGAGAACGGCAUUGUCAGGAACUGGGAUGACAUGAAACACCUGUGGGACUACACCUUUGGUCCAGAGAAGCUCAGCAUUGACUCCCGCAACUGCAAGAUCCUGCUGACCGAACCUCCAAUGAAUCCCACCAAGAACCGUGAGAAGAUCAUUGAGGUGAUGUUUGAGACCUAUCAGUUUGCAGGAGUCUACAUUGCUAUCCAGGCUGUGUUGACGCUGUAUGCCCAAGGCCUUCUCACCGGUGUGGUAGUGGACUCGGGCGAUGGUGUGACACACAUUUGUCCAGUCUAUGAGGGCUUCAGUCUGCCUCAUCUGACGAGACGCCUGGACAUUGCAGGCAGGGACAUCACUCGCUACCUCAUUAAGUUGCUGUUGCUGAGGGGUUAUGCCUUUAACCACUCUGCAGACUUUGAGACGGUGCGCAUGAUGAAGGAGAAGCUGUGCUAUGUGGGCUACAACAUCGAGCAGGAGCAGAAGCUGGCACUGGAGACCACCGUUCUGGUUGAAUCAUACACGCUGCCAGAUGGACGUGUGAUCAAGGUGGGAGGAGAGCGGUUUGAGGCCCCUGAGGCUCUGUUCCAGCCCCACCUCAUCAACGUGGAGGGUGUCGGAGUGGCUGAACUCCUCUUCAACACCAUCCAAGCAGCUGACAUCGACACCAGGCCUGAGUUCUACAAACACAUUGUGUUGUCGGGAGGAUCCACCAUGUACCCGGGCCUGCCGUCUCGGCUGGAGAGGGAACUCAAGCAGCUGUAUCUGGAGCGUGUGCUCAAGGGAGAUGUGGACAAGCUUUCGAAAUUUAAGAUCCGGAUUGAGGAUCCUCCUAGGCGAAAGCACAUGGUGUUCCUGGGCGGAGCCGUGCUGGCUGACAUCAUGAAGGACAAGGACAACUUCUGGCUUACCCGGGAGGAGUACCAGGAGAAAGGAGUUCGUGUGCUGGAAAAACUCGGAGUCACCGUCAGAUAAAGCACUGGACGGACAGAACACACACACGCAUACAACACAUUCACAGUACACACACAUUUCCCCUCUUGCCCACAUUGCAGAGUAUAUAUGUAUUUAUCCCUCCUCUUUGUUUUGGCUCAUUUUUCCUCAACCAUCAGAGGGAAGCAAGCCUUCACCACCUCCUCUAAUUCUUCCUCUCUUCUCUUCUGGUUGAGGAUUUGCUCACACUUUUCCUCUCAAGCCCCAAGAACUAAUUUCAUUUUUGCAGAUUUUUUUUCAGCAAAUUGGUUAGUUAAAAUCCAAAUUGAAGGGUUACUGCUGCCCUGGUGGUGCAUUUUCACCAAGUGCUGUUAGAAACGGUUAAAAGCACAGCAGGAUAUGAUCGCCUGAUUAUAUGUUUGUUGUGAAUGAAUUUGGAGGGUGAACCCACCAGCUAAAAGUCUAGUUUAGUUUCCUCCCUUUGUCCAACCUCUAGAGGGGAUCAAAAAAUGCAAAGUUUCAAAACUUGUAAUGACACAAUCACAGCCCAUCACAAAUAGCCACGGCCGCUUUCAGCAUCUGUUCCAGGUGAGCGCGUACUGAUCACAUUUUUAUGUCGGUUUUUAUAAAUGAUAUCAUAAAUUUUCUUUCCUGGGAGAGGGAUUACUUCUUGCUUUUUUUUUUUUUCUUUCUUUUUCUUUUGUUGGAUGUAUGAGUUCAAUUUAUAUCUUUAAAAUCUGAUAUUUUUUUCCAUUAACUUUUCUUUUGUUGCUGUGCACUACCACUGCUACUACCAUUGUAAAUGGGGUGUAUCGUGGUGACAGAAAUUCCUUUGUGGUUUUUUUUUUUUUUUUUUUUUUAUCAUAAAGAAUUGAUGGUUGAUUCAUAAAGGGACAAAUACACAAACUAAAAGCCCCUAAGCUUGACAUCGGAUGUGUGACGGUACUUUCGGGUUUAGUGGGUGGUGAAACAGUGAUGUGGGAGGGGAGGGGUUUACUAUUUGUUCUUCAUCAAACAGCCUCGCCUCUGCCCCCUCUCUGGAUGUAAAACCUUAAUGAAUGAAUGGAUGUAAACAGUUGCAGCAAUAUUUCAAACUGUGUUGACUCUCGUACCUUACAAGCUGCAUGCCGAAGCGUGGGGGCGGUUGUAGGUUAAGGAUCGGAUCUAUUUAAUUCAUGAAACUUGGAAAAAUAAAACAAUAUCUUAUAAAAGUUGAAUCGUUGUUGAGACCAUAUUUAAGUUCUCCAGUCUUUGACUCCCAGCGGUUGACUUAAUGUCACUGGAGGCACUUCUAUUUUGAGUAUGAUAAAUGUGUAUAUUUUUUUUUCUCUUCUUUCCAUGAACGUCUAUCCAGUGCCAAGUGCAGUUAAUAUUACUGGAUCUCAUGUUUUAAUGUCUUUCUUUUUGUCACUUUUUGAUUUUAUUUUCUUGUGUUGUUCAUAGCAUAACUGCCUAACGCUGAUUUAAAUAAAGAAAAGUGAUUUAUAAGGA